This is a messenger RNA of Iphiclides podalirius (scarce swallowtail), 1578 nucleotides long. NCBI's taxonomy places the organism in Eukaryota, Metazoa, Arthropoda, Insecta, Lepidoptera, Papilionidae. The record is from the annotation of a GenBank genome assembly.
AUGAGUGUAAACGUGUACGUCGUUGGAGUUGGUAUGACGAACUUUGAAAAACCCAACGCAGGAAUAGAUUAUCCAGAAAUCGGCAAGGCGGCGGUGGAACAAGCUUUAAAGGAUUGUAAUAUUUCAUAUGAUAGCGUUCAACAAGCAGUUUGUGGGUAUGUUUAUGGGGAUUCCACGAGUGGCCAGAGGGUACUAUACCAAGUUGGCAUGACCGGUAUCCCAAUCAUCAAUGUCAAUAAUCACGGUGCAACUGGGGCCACCGCACUUUUUCUUGCCCAUCAACUGAUUCAGGGUGGCUUAGCUGAUGUUGUACUGGCAUUGGGAUUUGAAAAGAUGACACCAGGCAGACUGCCAGGAACAGCUUACCCUGACAGAACAUAUCCUUUGGAUAAACACCAAUAUAAAAUGUUGGAAAUGGUUCAGGUAGAAAAUGCGCCUCCGACUGCUCAAUGCUUUGGUAAUGCGGCUAUUGAGCAUAUGAAGAAAUAUGGAACGUCAACUUUGCAGUUUGCCAAGAUUGCAGUUAAAAACCACCACAACGGUUCUAAAAAUCCUAGGGCAUUAAAUAAACGUUCAUACACAUUGGAUGAGGUUUUAAAUUCAAAAUAUAUUUUUGGCCCUUUAACUAAAUUGCAGUGUUGUAGUAACAGCAGCGGCGCUGCUGCAGCUGUUCUUAUGUCUGAGAAAGCUGUAGCAAAUUAUAGACUUCAUGAAAAAGCUGUUCAAAUCUUAGGAAUGGCUAUGGCUACUGACACUGCAGCCGUUUUCAUAGAUAAGAGCGUAAUGAAAAUUGCUGGGUAUGACAUGACAGCAUUGGCGGCAAAGCAAGUGUAUGAAAAAACUGGCAUCUCCCCAAGCCAAAUAGAUGUUGUUGAGUUACAUGACUGCUUUACUACUAAUGAAUUAAUUACCUAUGAAGGCCUACAAUUGUGCGGAGAAGGGAAAGGGGGAGAGUUUGUUGAUGCAGGAGAUAAUACAUAUGGGGGAAAGGUAGUUGUGAACCCCAGCGGGGGGUUAUUAGCUAGAGGCAACCCGAUAGGAGCUACAGGGCUGGCACAAUGUGCUGAGCUGGUCUGGCAGUUAAGGGGUGAAGCAGAAAAUCGACAGGUGCCGAAUGCGAGGAUAGGGCUGCAGCACAACCUGGGCCUUGGCGGGGCGGUGGUCGUCGCUAUCUAUCGUGGCUUUUCCUCCAAUGUCUCCCGCGGACCCAAGGGUACUGUGGCACCGGACAAAUUUCGUGUCCACAAGUACCUGAAGUCGCUCGAAAAGAGUAUGCAAAAUAAGGGAAUGGAUCCAGUGACGGUGCCAGCUGUUUUCGCGAUCAAGGUAUCGGACGAGACGACUGGGGCGGAGGGUUACUGGGUCGUCAACACUAAAGAGGGUAGCAUGAAAAUAACUUAUAUGGCGUAUGGGGAGCCCGACUUCACCGUCACUGGUACAGAUGGUGAUAUAGUGGAGGUGAUGAUCGACGAAACUGAUUCAUCGGCGGCGAAUUAUCAAGGCACUCUUAGGCUACAAGGCCAGUUGGAUCUCUCGCUCAGACAUAAGUCUCUGGCAAACAAGGUCCGUGCAAAAAUU